Molecule: messenger RNA, 528 nt
Organism: Cooperia oncophora
Lineage: Eukaryota; Metazoa; Nematoda; Chromadorea; Rhabditida; Trichostrongylidae
Source: the annotation of a GenBank genome assembly
AUGACCCGAUUGCGUUUCGUGGAGGCAGAGAUAAAUGUACUCAAAGAGGAGAGCUACCUUCGCUGUGCUUUGAUAUUCACGGCCAAAUGCUUAGAAUGUGAUGAUGAAUUCAUUGUCGAACGUGAUUCGAAGAAUUGGUGUCGGAAGUGCUGCAUCGAACACGGUAACUUACGGAAUAUUCGGUACUCUUACCGGAUUUUGAUGCCAGCAGUAUACACACGUAGAAAUGGACAGAAAGCGCAGUUGAUCUUAGCAAUCGCCAGCCAUAUAUGGACCGCAGUGCCGGGUAGUACGGCAUCAAUGUCAGAGGAAAGUAUGAUGGAACUGUAUUCGGAGCACAACAUAUCGGCUUACGUGAAGAAGCUCAACAAGGUUUUACGAUUUUCUGAAGCUGUCAUGACAAAGAGGAAGGUCUCGCAUAUACAUGGAAAGAUCGUACAGCUUGAUCGAGAGACUGGAUCUAUUGGUCUUUUCGUUGAUCACUGCAUGCUUACCGAUAGGGGCAGGAACAACGGGAUCGUGUAUUGA